Messenger RNA from Cooperia oncophora, 939 nucleotides. Lineage: Eukaryota; Metazoa; Nematoda; Chromadorea; Rhabditida; Trichostrongylidae. The record is from the annotation of a GenBank genome assembly.
AUGAAUCUACAAGAGCAAAGCAACUACUUACUGUCAAAUUCGGAUGAGUUUCUUGAAGUCGCUCGCCCGACAUCUCUUAAAGUUGUUCACAUUGGUGGAGUUGCAUCCCUGCAAGGAGCGCCUCCUUUAUCGGAGAAAUUGCAGCAAAUUGUGGAGAAGGCCAAAAUGGGUGUGGUGUACAUCUCAUUUGGUUCAGUCGUGUCGACUAAGAAGAUGCCUAAGAACUUUCGUGAAGGUAUAAUCGAAGUAGCAAAAAUGUUUAAAAAUCAUGACUUCAUAUGGAAGGUUGAUGAAGGCGAUGUGAUUCAAGGUGUUCCGAAUUUGCACACCUUUAGCUGGGUUGCUCAAGCAGCCCUUAUAGCCCACCCUAGUCUGCGAUGUUUUGUUUCACAUGCUGGCAUCAACAGUAUCUUGGAGUUGACAAGAAUAGGAAAGCCGUCAAUACUGGUUCCGCUUUUCGGCGACCAACUCAGGUCUGAAGUGUUACCUGAAAGUUGGCUUUGGAAAAUAGACGCUACACUAUCGCAAUACUGUCUGGUGCUUGCUCCAAUUGCUUUUAGAAAUGCGUAUCUCGUGGCAGCGAAAAACACGACCAUUGUGAUCGCGAAGGAGGAAUUUAAUCGUGAUACUUUGGCCACUGCUCUUCAACGAGUGCUCAGCGAUAAAGGAUUCGCACUGAGAGCAGAGCGCUUAGCGUCACUGAUGGUGAACAAACCAUUUUCUGCCAGGGAUCGACUGCUGUCAAGUGUCGAGUUUUCCAUUCGACAUGGCCGAAUUCACGAUCUCGAUAUCGGAAGGCAUUUAAAUACGAUACAGUACUACAGUGUUGAUGUUGUGGCAUUUUUGACCAUUUUGCUAGUUUUUGUUAUAAUUUUAUGGUUGUACACCUGUAGGUACUUUUGCCGGAAAGUUUUUCGGAGAAAAGUAAAGAGUGAUUAG